AUUGUUGUCAGGAGAGAAAGAAAACCAUGGCGGAUGGUCUCCAAAAACGUUUGCAAUCUGAGGUUGAAAAAUACCAAAAUAGCCAAAAAGAUUUGCAGAAAUAUGUGACCACAAGGCAACGACUUGAUGCCCAGCUGAGCGAGAACAUGUUGGUGAAGGAUGAGUUGGAUAGUUUAGAAGCCAGUGCUAAUGUCUACAAGCUGAUUGGCCCAAUACUGGUGAAACAAGACUUGGAGGAAGGAAAACAGACAGUACAGAAAAGAAUAGAUUAUAUUAAUGGAGAAAUUAAGCGACAUGAUGGUAUAAUAAAGGAAAUGGAGAAGAAACAGGACUCUCAGCGUGAGACGCUAGCUAAACUUCAACAUCAGUUCCAACAAGCACAAGUGAAGGCUGCGGCCAGAGCGUAGAGACAUCUGACUUUAUAAACUAUUAAUUUGUGCUGCCUAAUUACAUUAAUAAAUUUUGUACUUAAAAAAAAUAUAUGUUGACAGUGUUGUGUCGGAAUGUUAGUCCCAGUUUUCUGUUACUGAUAAUGGACAACAAGAGCCUGAUUACUGAUAAUGGACAACAAGAGCCUGAUUACUCAGAAUUGCAACUAGUUCACAGUCUGUAAGGACUUUUUUUCUAAGAACUUUUUUGCUACUGACAUGAUACAUUGUGAGCUGUAAAUAUAUACUGAAGUCCUUUGAAAAUGCACCACCCAAUAUUCAGUUAUAUUUAUCACACGUGCAGGUUUGCUGUAACCCUAACCUCUGUAUCUUAUUUUGGGGAUAUUUAUUGCUCAUACAAAAAUCAGUUGAAUGUAUUAUAUUUUCUUCUCGUAUCCUUGUUAUAACUAGAGAUUUGACUGAUGUAUUUUCAAUGGAGUUUAGUAUAUAAUCACAUGAAAGUGAAUAUUUUAUCCAUGUCGGGCAUUUGUUUUUACUUGGUGGUGGGUGUUUGUGAGAUCAAGUUUAACUUUCAUGGAGAUUUCUAACAGAGUUAUACAUGUAGCCAGAUUUGACUGAUGGGAAUUUAUUUAAGGGCCAAAACUGGAAUGUAUCCAUGUUUGACAGAGUUAAGGCCCUUGAAGUUAGAUUUACACAUUUAUGGAGACCAAUAGUCAACAUGUAUAAUACUACUACUAUUGCUUUAGCAGUAUUCUCUGAAUGCUUGUUUCUUAAUAGCACUGUUCUGUUAAAACGGUUCAUCAUAGAUGGUUUUACCAGCAUCUUGGGACAUUUUAAAAUCAUGUCCAUUAUUUUAAAUUUGACUUGGUUGUAUGUAUAGCAUAUGGCCAGGUGUUAAAAAUUCCACCCAAAUGAAUAUGGGCCUGCACUAGGAGGGAAGAAGGUUUAGGAGACUUUUGUAUGAUUUUAAAUCCCGGGCCUGGAAUGUCCUUGGAAAAAUUACCUUUAUCUCUGUUGGUGAAAAGUGCAUUUAUUUUACUAAACCCUACCCCCACCCCAAAAAAACACCAAAACUACGACUAAUAAAAUUUAAAUGCUACAAAAGUUAUGUUUUCUACUGGAAUUAAAGUUUUAGAAAAUGUAACAUUAUGACUGGUUUUACUUAUCUAUGAAUUUAAUAAUUGUUCAGAUAUGUAUUAGAACACAAACAAGAACCUUCCAAUAUGCCUGGCCAGUGAUGGCAUCACAUUGUGUAAUAAAUCCGUUCACUACAGAUUUUGUAUUGUAGAAUUUCAUGGUCCCCUAAGUGUAAGAGCCAUGUCCUAUAAAUUGCAGUGUUCAUUAGUAGACCACAGAGGAAUUUUUGGAAGCUACUUCAGACUUCAUCAUUAACGCCUAAUUUUCAUGCAUACAACUGUACUCACACAGCAGUCUGUAGUUAAUGUGUAACUGCCUACUAUACACUGCCUACUUUCCUCCAACAGCCUCCUAUUAUCGAAAAUAAUGAACACCUGCACAUUGAUAUAUUAUGUGUGGGUGGAGGGGAUUUUGUGAAAAUGUGUCCACUUAUCCAAGUCCAAGCCUGCACAGAAAGCGAAGGAAAUACAGUAAAUCCCUCUAAAUCCCUCUAAAUCAGACGCCUACACAAACCAAGUAAGAAGUUCAGUUUUAAGCAUCUAGUAUAAACAAUAUAUAUAUAUACUGAACAAAAUGGAAAACUUUACAGUUUGAAAAUACAUUUAUAAAAAGGAACUUGGCCAUUCAUCAAAUUUUAGUGAGCGAAUCGUUACUACCUUGACACUAGCUUGCCAACAAGCUGAUCAGAUUGCUUGCGAAACACGUGAGCGAAGCCGGGUCAAAUUGAUGGAAAUCAUGUUUUGCACAUGCAGAAUUGGCACGAAUUACAUUUCGCGUCCCAAAUCGAUUGAAACGUGUAGCCUGUCGUCACAUCACUUGGAAAAACACACUUUUGCUACUGAAUUUGUUGCUAUUGGAAAUGCCGAGACUGAAAUGAAUAAGGAAAUCGUGCCAUAGGGCGUCUAGACAGAGGGCAGUCCGAGAUGGUCGUUGCACUUCUGUGGACAAGACGCCAUGUCCGAUUCACUCGGAGACAAUGGAACACAGUGGUCUUUAGCGACGAAUCCCGAUUCACAAUGAGUUUCGCUGAUAGCAGAAUAAGGGCGUGGCGAAGAGUGGUGAAUGUCAUGCUCAGUGCUGUGUCGGAGGUGUCAUGAUAACGCAACCCCCCACACAGCGGCAUUAACACGGAACUUUCUUCAAAAUGCCGAUAUCCCAAUCAUGGCUCGGCCAGUCCGAUCACCUGACAUGAAUCCCAAUUGAACAUGUCUGGAAUGAGCUCGGAAGACGUGUCAGAAACCGUGUUAACGCGCCUCAGACACUGCAGGCAUUGGGACAGGAGCUGGUGGCUGAAUGGAGGCGACUUCCGGUUCAGUGUUUCACACGAUUGCUGAGAUCCAUGAGAAGACGGUGUCGGGUAGUUAUCCUAGCCCAGCGAGGUCACACGCGAUACUGACACUGCAUAAUUAGUUCAUUUGAAAUCAUGUGAACGUUGAUUUGGACCCCCCUGCAACAUUCCAAGCCUCCCAUCGACAAAUGUCUGCAUUAAUGAACAUGCAUAUCGUUGUGAGGUUAUCAGAGGACAAAUAAUAUGUGUCAAGUUUUCCAUUUUGUUUAGUAUAUAUAAAAGGACUGAAAAUUGUCUGGUUCUGAGAGAAUUCCCAUUUACUCUCGAGUUUUGAGGGGUGUUACUGUACAUGUGGGCAGCUAGAAGCCAUGCUGAAACAAACUGCCAUUUGUUUAUUGUAUCCAUUAUCUCAUACUAUUGUUCUUUUCUCAUAGCAGAUCAUUUGAAAACUGUUUUCAUGUACUGGUACUGCAGUUUUACAAGAAAAACAACUAGAUAUACUGUUCACUGAAAGAAUUAAAGCAACACACGUGUGAAAAUAGUAUCCUGUUUACUUCAGAAGACUUAGUUUAAAUACAAAUGUAUAUAAAUAACUGACACUUCAAUAAAUAAUGCAUGAAUAUCACAGACAGUGCAAACUUAAUUAUAAAUAAUGAUUUAGUGCAAACUUAUCUAUAAAUAAUGAUUUAUGAAAAAAAGUGUAUGAUAACUGGCAAAGCAAAAAUACACCACAGAAUACUUUAUUUCAUUCAACUGACAUGGUGAUUCCACAAUGAUCAAAUGGAUGAGGGGAUGCGAGAGAGAAAACAAAUGUAUCAGUAUUUGAAUUGUGUUGACUGAGCAAUCAUGACAGUCUAAUACAGGUUUGAUUUCACCUAGCAAGAACAGAAAAAACAUUUAUUGUCCUUCCAACAGGGAAUGCUUCUUUUUUUUUUCAUGCAAAGGAAUUUACUACAAAUUAUUUAUUUCUGAGUCGAUUGUUUUCUAACUUUUUUUGUUAUUUCCAAACCACUUUUACUUGUCUUUUUAUGUUAAACCAAACUGAAAUUAUUUAUAAAGAAAACCAAAAUUUUUUGUAGAAGGAUGGGAGAGAUUGUGCUUCAUGUAAAACUAUAUGACUAUUCCGGGAACUUGGGGCACAAUAUUUUACAUGAACCGUUCCAUUCGCAUAUCAGCUAUGUAACGUCAAAAUAAGAUGAACCACCAAAAGGUUAUAUGAUGAAUGUUUUGAGAGAUUGCAAACAGUUCUAAACAUGAUUUUAGACACUUGAUGCAUAACAAAUUAGUAGUUCAAUAGAAAAAUAAUAUCUCAUUUUAAAAUAAGUUAUUUUAAAUUUUAAUGCAUUUGAAAUUUCAAUGUAGUUGUACAUGUGUUAGGAUUACGAGUUAUGCAAAAUAUAAUUCACAGCAUGCAAAUCCAGUUUCAACUGAUGUUAUAAUAAAAUCUUUUGUUUU
Gigantopelta aegis is the source of this 4269-nucleotide messenger RNA. Its product is annotated as prefoldin subunit 6-like. Bases 27 to 407 code for a protein of 126 amino acids. Gene Ontology annotation, cellular component: prefoldin complex; cytoplasm. The record is from RefSeq and is a predicted model, not a curated record. Lineage: Eukaryota; Metazoa; Mollusca; Gastropoda; Neomphalida; Peltospiridae. Gene Ontology annotation, biological process: chaperone-mediated protein complex assembly; protein folding. The transcript is spliced from 4 exons. Gene Ontology annotation, molecular function: protein-folding chaperone binding.